GGGUGAGUUGCACCCCACCUGCAUUUCUCAGUAAUAAAGUCCUCCACCAUCUCCCAUGUAAAAAUUUAUGUACUUUUUUUCACUGCUGUUCAACUCACCAUGCAAUUUUAUUUUAUUUAAUGCUCAGUGGAUCUGAAUUUCAUCUCUAGCUCUGCACAUGCAUCUCAAAAAUCCAUGGUUUUAAGGUUUCUCCUGCAAUGCCCAUCUGGGGUUCGUGGUUUUUGUUGUUUUGACACUGAACCCACUGUUCAUUUGGUGUACUGGGUGUGGAAAUUUUCCAUGGAAAUAUAGCAUUGCAUUGGGCUUUUGGGGUUAAUUCCUUUUUAGUGGGUGCAUUUUCAUAUAUGGGUUCUUUGCUACAGUGAAGAAGGUUCAAGAUAUUAAGGGUUUUUUUGGUUAUUAUUGAUCCUUUUGUCUGAUAUAGUAAAUAUAUAUGGCAAAGAGUAUUUAGUUACUUGUAAAAGUAAACCCAUAUAUCUUCUUUACCAAUUGGGGUAGUAUUUUCUGCUGGGUUCUGUAUGCCAUGUGCUGAAUUUUUGUUUUUCUUGAAGAAGUACUAGAAUUUGGGCGAGGGAGUCAUCUUGGGCUUUCAGGCUACCUUCAUAACAUAGAAGUAUUUCAAAGUUCUAAAUACUAAACCAGAAUGAAUUAGUGUUUGUGUGGGGAUGAAACUAGGGCAGUUUAAAGUGCCUUUUAGAGAUCUCAAUUAAGGUUGUUGGGCUGGCAGAUUUCAAGAGAAGAUCUGGAUCAUUUCAAUCUAUUUCGGAUACAUACUGCAACUUUUAUUGGAAUUAUAUUUUGGCUAAGAGUGUGUUGGGAAUAUAUAUAGUUGAGUGCACCCACAAGAUCUUCCAAGUUCAUAGCAUUAGAUCAGAUAGGAAGAGUCGAGAUGAGGUCUAUAGAGGACAAGGGCUGCUGCAACUAUGGACCAACUAAGGAUAUUUCAAGUAGCAGUGCCAUUAGUUUCGAGUUUCCUAAGGGGAAUGGAACAAAUCGAACCACUCAUCAUCGAACAGCCUUAGGCAAACCAACCCCAUCAAAAUGGGACGAUGCUCAGAAAUGGCUAGUGGGGUUGUCUAGAGGGGGAGAGAAAAAUCAGUCCAAAACCAAGCCCAGAAACUCAAACGCGGAUGACAGGAGGUUAAUAGCUCCAGUCCCUCAGAAAGAAAAGGAUUAUUCAAGCUGUGAGGAUGAAGGAGAAGAAGAAGCAAAUGGGUGCCCUGGCCCUGCUUCUUCAAAUCAGUACCAAGUGGAAACAAAGAAGGUAGACUGUGAUGAAUCCUUUUGGCAAAUCAACAAGGCUUCAGAAGAUUCCUCAUCAGCUGUUAGAUCCAUAUGCGUGAGGGAUAUGGGGACUGAGAUGACCCCCAUUGCUAGCCAAGAGCCCUCAAGAACAGCUACUCCCAUUAGAGCAACCACCCCUGUGGCUAGAAGCCCCAUAUCUUCUGGGUCCUCUACUCCAGGGAGGUGUUAUCAGACUGGUUUGAGUUCAACAGAGAGCAGAGGCGAGGCAGCCCCUGUUGAUAGGCGGCAUGGUAGGUUUAGCUCGGAUGGGGAAGAGUCCAAUGCUUGCAAGAUGCCUGAGAACAAGAAUUCAGAACAUGCUAGAAAACCUAAUCCUCUGGACACCCGAGCAACGGCCUGGGACGAGGCGGAACGAGCCAAGUAUCUUGCAAGGUAUAAGCGCGAAGAAGUGAAGAUACAAGCCUGGGAAAAUCAUGAGAAAAGGAAAGCUGAGAUGGAAAUGAGAAGAAUGGAGGUGAAGGCUGAUAAAUUGAAAGCUCGGGCGCAAGAGAAAUUGGCAAACAAAAUUGCUGCAACCAGGAGAAUAGCUGAAGAGAAGCGUGCAAGUGCCGAAGCCAAACUGAAUGAGAAAGCUGCAAGGACUUCUGAAAGGGCAGAUUACAUAAGGAGGACUGGUCGUUUGCCCUCUUCUUUCUACUUCAAGUUGCCUUCCCUCUGCUGGUAGCUAGUCUCUCUGAAAUGUAUUUACAUGUAAUAUUUGUCAGUGAUUUUUUUUUUUUUUUUUGUGCCAUGUUUCUUUUACAAUAUCAACUUUUGAAUCCACUGCAAGUUAUUUGAUUAUGUCAACUGCCAAAAAAAAUUGCAUUUACAGGGUCUUUAUGCCUUGAAUAAAUUGCAGAAUCCCCUUUUUGAGUAA
Molecule: messenger RNA, 2161 nt
Organism: Vitis riparia (riverbank grape)
Lineage: Eukaryota; Viridiplantae; Streptophyta; Magnoliopsida; Vitales; Vitaceae
Product: remorin 1.4
Exons: 3
Coding region: 890-1969 (359 amino acids)
Source: RefSeq, a predicted model, not a curated record